UCUGGAUCUUUCACCUAUCUCUCUACAACGGAAUUCAACAGGCUGCCUGCCUAUUUAUAGUCAAAGCAAGCAGGCAAUGAGAAACUUGGAAGGCCAACCACGGAUGCUAACAUCAUCUACCCUGGUUAGGGAUGGUUGAAGAAGACGGCAACCGAAGAUCAGGGACAUCAGUUACCUCAUCAGUUAUUCCAAGUUUUUCCACGACUACAAUCUCCAGGGCAUGACCAAGACUUUUCAUUGCUGUUUCAUGCAAGACAAUCCCAAAAAAAAAAAUUCUUCCCUGGAAACAAGUCAGACUCGAUGUCGUGCUUCGACCCCACACGAUUGCUGGAAGCCACAUCAGGGUAUAGUCAUGUCAAGAGGGCGGACACACUCCUGCGCCUCUGCGAAGGAUUUGUCGACGCAAAUGAAGAUCCCUCAACAAGCCCAAACUUCCGUUCUCUGGAUCUGGAUCCCAUCCACCGAUUUACUCCAUUCUUAACGGAGAUGGCGGACUUGGGUAAUGAACAAGUUGCCAUUAUGUUGUUGCGAGUGAUAAAAAUUUUGUCCCGAAAGAAAAGGAAUCGGCUUGCCAUGGACGAUGCGCUCAUUGCUGCCGUCCUCAAAUUUCUUCACUUGGGCAGAAGCCCCAAGAUCUGUGCUGAAGGAGCGAACGUCAUACUAAAUGCAUGCUAUGAGAGGGAAAACGUUGAAGUUGUGCUUCGGCAUAAUGGAGCAUCACCACUUGUUAAAUUUCUGAAUUCAGAUAAUAAAGAUCUGCAGGCAAAUGCAGCUGGUGCACUCCAGAGCAUCUGUUUCCAAUCUAAAGGGAGAGGAGUGGUUAGAAAUCUGGAUGCCAUUCCACACAUGAUAAAUCUCCUCAAGUCUGACAGCAACAAGGUGAAGGCACGAGCAGUUGGUGCACUGCAUAACAUGAGCUCCGACGUGGACUCCAUACGCAUAAUUAGAAGGAACGGUGGAAUCUCUCCGUUGAUCGAACUCUUGAGGAGUCCACAGCCAUCCAUUUGCGGCUCAGCUGCUGGAGCACUACAGAACGUUUCCAGAGAGGUCGCAAGUCGUCUCAUCAUCCGGAAGUCAAAUGCAGUUAUUGCAUUGGCAGAUCUAUUGACAAGUACGGAGCUGCAGACACAGGAGGAGGAAGGAGAUGGGAGCGAGAUGUGGGCGAGAACGUCGUCGUCAAAAGGAAUUUGGGAUAAAGCCGACGCAGCGAGAAGAGUUGUAGUCGCCGCUGCAGUCAUUGUGGCAAAAUCGAGAGAUGAAGUCGAAGCCAUCGUGGUAGAUUUGAGAGAUGAAGUCGUCGAUGUAGCGAGAAGAGGUGUACUUGUUGUUGCAGGCAGCGUUGCAAAUUCGAGAGAUGAUAUCGACGAUGUGGUGGGAAGCGUCGAUGCAGAGGGACUUGUCUUUGUAGUUGUAGUUGCAGGUGUAGUUGUUGAUGUCGAGGCAGUCAUCAUUGCUGUUGUCGAUGCAGUGAGAAGAGUUGCACUCGUUGUUGUAGGCACUGUAGUUGCCGAUGUUGAGGCACCAGUCUUCGCAGUUGCAGCAGAAGAGGCUGUGGCGGCAGAUGAUGGCGUCGCGAUUGUUGUGUUUGCAGUCGUUGUUGCAAGCAUUGGCGCUGAUCUCGAAGACGAACUUGUUGAGGACGACAGUUUGGAUGAUGCUUUUGGUUUCUUGUGCGGCGGCUUGUCUUCAUGGGCACCUGCAAGGCAGGAGCAAAUGGAAAGGGAGGAGAGCAGGGGGAAGAUCAACGGUGAGAAGUGCGAGUUUGGCCGCACCCGUGUCUUGUACUUGGGUCAUGAGAUUUCCGCGGAAGGGUUGAAGCACGAUGAUGCGAAGGUGGCCAGGAUUUGUGAUUGGCCACGUCCUCAGUCUGUGACUGAGAUGAGAUCUUUCUUAGGAAUGACAGGCUACUAUAGGACUUUCGUUAAGAACUAUAGCAUAGUGGCCGCUCCUUUGAUUGAUCUGACCCGCCUUGACACCCCAUGGGAGUGGGCACACGAGUGUGAGGCUGCUUUCAGACAUCUGAAGCAUGCGUUGACACACUACGAGGUCUUGAAACUGCCUGAUCCUGACAAGCCAUUCAUAGUCACCACGGAUGCUAGCCAAUAUGGCAUUGGCGUCGUGCUCGCGCAGCAGGAGGGGCCAAAGUUGAGGCCAGUAGAGUACAUGUCCAAGAAAAUGUCGUCUCAUAAGUUGGCUAAGUCCACUUAUGAGAAGGAACUCUAUGCGGUGUACAAGGCUCUCACCCAUUGGAGACACUAUCUCCUUGGGAGGUUCUUCAUCCUCAGGACUGAUCAUCAGACUCUGAGAUGGAUGAGAACCCAGCCGGUACUCUCUGACGCUCUCAAGCGUUGGAUCGAAGUCAUUGAGCAAUAUGACUUUGACCCUCAGUAUCUCAAAGGGGAGUACAACAAGGUUGUUGAUGCCUUGUCGCGCAGACCGGACUUCUCAGAUGCGUUGAUUACUGAGUUCGAUCUGACAGACAAUGUUACUCAGUCUCUGGUGGAAGCCUAUCCCCAGGACCAGUUUAUGUCUGAGAUCAUACGCAGACUUGAGGUGAAGGACAAGAAGACUUCCGCCAAGUUUGAGUUGGUCAAUGGCUUGUUGUUCCUGGAAAAGGCAGGGAAUAAAUGCUUGUGUGUUCCAAAUAGCGAGUUUUUGCGUAGUUUGUUUUUAGGUGAGUGUCAUGAUGCCACCAGCCAUUUUGGGUACAAGAAGACCGCAGCUAACUUGCUGCAGCGGUUCUGGCGGCCCACGAUGAUGCGAGAUGCCCAGCUGUACGUGGAGACUUGUCAAGUUUGUCAACAGGACAAGCCACGUACUGAGGCUCCUCUUGGGCUUCUGAAGCCCCUUCCGAUUCCGGAACGACCUGGUGAGAGUCUAUCCAUGGAUUUCAUGGAUACUCUUAUCACCAGCAAGAGUGGGAUGCGUCACAUCUUUGUCAUCGUGGAUAGAUUUAGUAAGUAUGCUAGGUUAAUAGCCAUGCCGGAAACAGCAAAGACAGAGUACGUGAUUAGAAUGUUUAAAGAGAACUGGGUCAGGGACUUUGGUCUACCGAAGUCUAUUGUUAGUGACAGAGAUGUCCGGUUCACCAGUGAGUUGUGGAAGGCCGCUGCUGCAGAACAGGGAACUCAGUUGCAGAUGACUUCUGGGAAUCACCCAGAGGCCAACGGUCAGGCUGAGCAACUGAACCGCGUUGUGCAACACCUGUUGAGGCAUUACAUCAAGCCCAACCAGGUGGACUGGGAUGAGAAGCUUGCUCUAAUCGCCAGCUUGUACAACAACGCUGUACACAGCGCCACCGGGGCCAGCGCUGCAGGAACGGCUGUGCUGCUGGGAGCUAUGGCGCUCAUGGCUGCUGUCAGCUCUAUGGUAGAGCAUUCGCAGCAAACGCGAAUUGAAGAUUUUCUUAAGUUGAUUAGGGAAAGAUUUGAGGACAAGAACUUGGCAAGGCGCACAGAAAUGUUGAUCCUCAGCCUCCCCGAUAGGAAAUGGAAGAGCACUUCUGCAUUAAAAGCAACUAUGGAUGAACUAUUGCAAUGCCUUGAUCAUGGAUUAACGCCAGCCCAAAUCUUAAACAGUUUUGCACGAGCACUCUCGGAUCCCUUGAGAACACAACUCUAUCCCCGCACCAAGGAAGAGGGGAUGACAUAUGAGAAGUUCGGCAAGAUCGCCAUAGAUCAUGCCGGCUUCCUCGCCGAAGCAAACUAUUGCCAUUACUGGAAGGAUCUGCAAGCGGGUAAGAGAUGGCAAAACCGCACUAUCUCAGGGUCUAUACCUGGGAAAGACAGUCUCCUUCUAACCUUUGAAGAAGGAGGCGUCGAGACCAUCUCCUGGGAUCAGGUAGACUAUGGUCUCGAUGAACCCAACAGACCGGUAGCUCAGGAGGGGAGUUACGCGGCUGUUGCAGCCCGCGGGGAGGGCGUCAAGGAAGAGGGCGUGGCCGAGGAAGAGGUCGCGGUCGUGGUGGACGAGGAUUCGGCACCCAGAGGGGUGGUGGUGAAGGAAGCCACUACGUGGGAGGAAGGGGAAAUGGUCCCUCAUACGGUGGCCGUGCCCAUGCAGGCAGAUUCUGCGCUGUUCAUUGUGACCUUGUAUAAACAGCAGCUGGAGGAGAUGCACGCGUUGCUGAGUCAAGAAUAUGGCAACCUACCGGAUUACAUCUCGUUGGAGGGAGAGGCGAUCUGUGAUGGGUGGGAGGAGGAACUGUAUGAGCAGACCUCUCGUCGACAGUCGGAUGUGAAUGACAGAGCACAGCCGAUGACUGCCCUACACGAGUGUGCUGGGAUGCUGACGCAGGUGAAAGACAUGUUUGCCAGGCUUCGAGCAAGGGGAGACGUGGGCGGUCCAUCAGCUGCUGCAGGGGCUGUGUACCCUGCGGUUGUGCCGGCUGUGAGACGGCAGUUUGCAAUGGAGGUUGGGAGAACACUGUCUGAAUAGGAACCUGUACACUAGGACCUGAUGCUAACCCACCUGUCAAAGGUAUACCCAGUAGGGAAGCGGCUUGUACCGAAGCU
Chara braunii is the source of this 4514-nucleotide messenger RNA. The record is from the annotation of a GenBank genome assembly. Lineage: Eukaryota; Viridiplantae; Streptophyta; Charophyceae; Charales; Characeae.